Molecule: messenger RNA, 1140 nt
Organism: Prunus armeniaca (apricot)
Lineage: Eukaryota; Viridiplantae; Streptophyta; Magnoliopsida; Rosales; Rosaceae
Source: the annotation of a GenBank genome assembly
AUGGCUUCCCACCUAUUGAGGCGCGCCCUCGGAAGCCGCUCGACCCAGUUUAUCUCCGGCGCCGCGAAUCCUAGCCCUAGCCUGCUAUCCUCUUCAUCACCGUCAUCACAGGCAGCUAGGGUUUUCUCGUCUGAUUCCACUCCGAUCCGUGCCACUCUCUUCCCCGGCGACGGUAUCGGCCCCGAGAUCGCCGAAUCCGUCAAACAGGUAUUCAGAGAAGCUGAAGUGCCAAUUGAAUGGGAAGAGCAUUACGUUGGGGACCAAAUUGAUCCUAGAACUCAGAGUUUUCUAACAUGGGAAAGUUUAGAAUCGGUACGAAAGAACCGGGUAGGCUUGAAAGGGCCAAUGGCCACACCAAUUGGGAAAGGUCAUCGUUCAUUGAACCUUACUCUGAGGAAAGAACUUAAUUUGUAUGCAAAUGUCAGGCCUUGUUACAGCCUUCCUGGAUAUAAAACUCGAUAUGAUGAUGUCAAUCUUAUCACUAUUCGUGAAAAUACAGAGGGGGAGUAUAGUGGACUUGAACAUCAAGUGGUGAGAGGUGUUGUUGAGAGCCUCAAGAUCAUAACCCGUCAGGCAAGCUUGAGGGUGGCUGAGUAUGCUUUCCAUUAUGCCAAAACCCAUGGAAGAGAGAGAGUGUCUGCGAUACACAAAGCAAACAUUAUGCAGAAAACUGAUGGUCUUUUUCUUAAGUGUUGUCGUGAGGUUGCUGAGAAGUACCCUGACAUAAAAUACGAGGAAGUCGUCAUUGAUAAUUGCUGUAUGAUGCUUGUGAAGAAUCCAGCACUUUUUGAUGUGCUAGUCAUGCCUAACCUCUAUGGUGAUAUUAUUAGUGACCUUUGUGCUGGGUUGAUAGGGGGUUUAGGAUUAACACCGAGUUGCAACAUUGGUGAGGGAGGCAUUGCCCUUGCUGAAGCUGUACAUGGUUCAGCACCUGAUAUUGCUGGAAAGAACUUGGCAAAUCCAACUGCUCUGCUUCUAAGUUCUGUUACAAUGCUACGCCAUUUAGAGCUCCAUGAUAAAGCUGAUCGGAUCCAAAAUGCAAUCCUCAGCACAAUUGCCGAGGGGAAGUUCCGAACAGCUGACCUUGGUGGCGCAUCGUCAACUUCCGACUUUACGAAGGCAAUCUGCGAUCAUCUUUGA